This is a messenger RNA of Phyllopteryx taeniolatus (common seadragon), 5090 nucleotides long. It is a transcript of the gene ahrra, whose product is annotated as aryl-hydrocarbon receptor repressor a. NCBI's taxonomy places the organism in Eukaryota, Metazoa, Chordata, Actinopteri, Syngnathiformes, Syngnathidae. The coding region runs from base 528 to 2588 and encodes 686 amino acids. The record is from RefSeq and is a predicted model, not a curated record. Gene Ontology annotation, cellular component: aryl hydrocarbon receptor complex; nucleus. Gene Ontology annotation, biological process: regulation of transcription by RNA polymerase II. Gene Ontology annotation, molecular function: nuclear receptor activity; transcription cis-regulatory region binding; protein dimerization activity. The transcript has 9 exons.
AAGUGAAUUUACGUCAGAAAUUCGAAACAAAACCUCCAAGCAUGGCCACCGUCCGCUGAUAAUUCCAAUAUGCGGACAUCACCUGAAAGCACCACAGACCUCGUGUCCGCUUGUAUGCGUACGAGCGUCUGCGCGUGUGCGCGCGCGCUCUGUUUGCGAGGCGGAGUUGCGUGCGAAGAGCUCGACAUGUCAUUCAGAGGAAUCCGCCACCUGAAAGGCGAGGAAGUGCAGGCGACUCAAUUGGCUAUAAAGCAUCAGGCAACAUCUGCAACGGCGAGCGCGACAAAGCUCAUGAAAACAUCCGCUCGGAGCUCUUCGAUUGAUUUGAUUUUCCCGUGGAUUUAUCACUUGCCACUCUUGAGUGGGUGCACACCUCCGAGACGCAUCUCGCUCUCUCUUUUAAAAAAAAAAAACAAAAUUUUUUUUUUUUUUUGCGCUUAAUGUGACUCCACUGCAACAUUAUACUGGACUUAACUGACCACCACAGCGUGUUCGGCGCACCUGUUACCUCCACGGAGCGCAAGAUCAUGAUCCCUCCUGGAGACUGCAUGUACGCGGGCAGGAAGCGGAGGAAGCCCGUCCAAAAGCAGAAGCCGUCGUCUGUUAAUGAGAAAACGAACCCGUCCAAGCGGCACCGGGACAGGCUGAAUGCCGAGCUGGACCGGCUGGCCAGCCUGCUGCCGUUCCCGCCGGACGUCAUCUCCAAACUGGACAAACUGUCUGUGCUGCGCCUUGCAGUUUCCUACCUCCGCGUCAAGAGUUUCUUCCAAGCAAAUCAAGACAAGGCGCCAAGGAAGCACAUCAACGCUCCAUCCUCCAACCUCGAACCCGGCAGGAAAGAGAGUGUCCCAGUGGGCACGGGGGUCAACGAAAGCGGCCUGCUCUUGGAGUCCCUGACAGGAUUUGCCUUGGUGGUGAGCAGCGACGGGAUGGUCUUUUAUGCCUCUUCAACCAUUGUGGACUAUCUGGGAUUCCAUCAGACUGAUGUGAUGCACCAGAAUGUGUUCGAUUACAUCCACAUAGAUGACCGCCAGGAGUUCAGAAGCCAGCUACACUGGGCCAUGUGCCCUCCACAACACCAGGGGCCAUCAGCACAUCAGGACGCCCAGCUCGCUGCAGGGACUGGUGACGAGUUUGUGGUGAGCAGUCUGUUCCACUCUCCAGAGGCGGGGGGCAUUCCUCCUGAGCUCUCCUGCUUUCUCAACAGAUGUUUCAUAGCGAGGGUCCGAUGUCUCUUGGACAGCACAUCUGGAUUCUUGACAAUGCAGUUUCAGGGUCGGCUGAAGUUUCUCCAAGGACAGAAAAAGAAGUCUGCCUCCGGGGCUCCGCUUCCUCCCCAGCUGGCUCUCUUCUGCAUAGCUGUACCCCUUUUACUGCCCUCCAUUACCGAGAUGAAAAUGAAGAACAUGUUAAUGCGAGGAAAGAACAAGAGCGGAGGAGGGAUUAACUCGGCACUGGAGCAUGGAGAACGAGGCGAACACCUCCGAAGGCACUCCUUCAGUGGAGGAAUGGGCGACGUAGCAGACCCUCUCCUCCUCUCCUGUCCAACCCCUGGGGUCGCUCAGAGGGGCCACCACACUCCCUGGACCCCACUCACCAAAGAUAACCUCAAGUUCCGCCCUGACGGCUACUACAACCAGGAAGAGCCCCUCAAUUUCUGCAAGUCGUCAAUGUCUUCCCAUAAGGGCCUCGGUCCCGGCUUGGGGAGCGGUUGGCCUCUGCGGCCAAACUCGGGGCCCCUCAGAACGGGCCAGGGUGUUGGCUACAUCCCGACGAACCGCUCAAACAAGGCCGGCCAAUACGGGAAGCCGUACCGCCUUUCCCCUAGCUGCCACAGCGGCAGGAACGGGGAGGUGUUCGUCUCCAAGCUCUACGGGAGCCUGCAGAUUCCCGCAGACCCGGACGCCUACUGCGUGGAUUUAGUGAAGAGUGAGAACGGCUACGGCGAAUGCUACGACGGCCACCUGAUGCCGCCCAUCAAAGUAGAGCACGACUCUGACUCGGAGAACGGCUGCGAUCCUUUCGGGCGACCCUGGGUGCAUCGGGAUCCGGACGCUAUUGACCGUCGCUUUGGUAACGGGGUAUACGACCAGAACUCUGGCGUCCAGCUCAAAUCUGAGACGGAUUACUACGAUCUGCAGUACUCGCCUUGUCAACGGGGCAAAGCGGGAAUCAGUCCACCGUACAACAGUGGCAACUAUCAGAACUAUGCAGUGAACAACAGUGGGCGUUUGUUAAAAUACGACAAAGACACGGGCAAUAACAAUAACAACGACAACAGUCAGUUCAGCCCUCAGAGACUCUCUCACUCCCAAUGCAGUAAUCAAUCGGUCAACCUCAUCGACUCUCACGUGUACCAACAGGAGCCUCAAAAGCCAUACAUGCACCAGGACUUCAACAAGGACGGCACUUACGAGUUCAAAGGUCACGGGCUGAUCCAUUCCAUCAAACGGGAGCCCAUGGACUCCCCGCCGUGGUCCGAGGGCGGCCAUGACAUGAGCCAGCCCAUGAUGGUUGGUCCAAGGAACAUUAUGCCAUGUGUGAGCACAGGGCACCACAAAUCUAGCCCUUACAUUUAUAUGCCCUAGAAAAGAAAAGUGAGUUGCCCGUCAUUUGCUGUCAUUGACAACACACACACGCACACACACACACAAAAUGUAGUGUAGUUUCCCGCUGUCCUACACAUUUACCAGCAUAAAAUGCAGAAGGUCAACAUUCGUCCGUUUGACGAAGUGGUGACAAGCGAGGCUCAGGUUCUAGUGUUAGUGUUAUGACAAUCAAAAACAAGAGGUGGAAUCACAUUUAUGAAUAGUUGAUUUUGUCCUUUGUAGACCCGAGCACUUUUGGAUUGAGUGACAAUGAGUCAAAUAAUGUCCAGCCACACCAUUUAUUUCAUGUGUUGUGCACACCUUUCGCUGUGAUGUUGUUAAACAAUUUGAACUUGGUACACAGCGAUUCACCUCUGCCACUUGGUUGCUUCAUGGGAGAUCAGUCUUCUGUUUUUAUGUUUGAAUGUGCUUGAAGAUCUUUGUACCUUAGUGGUAGUUUUGCAUGUUUCAGCACUUUAACUACAAUUUGCCCACAAAUGAACACUGGGAUUGUUUCUAUGCAUUAUAGCAGCAAAAUACAUCAGAUUGCAAAGACAUGACGUUAAUACACAUUGGAUCAUUUAAGAAUAGGUCAAAAAUAUACCGUGGCGCCUAAAGGUCAAACACAACCACUUCUAAGAUGCUGGUCAACUGGCUUAAAUUUAGAUCAUCUUCCAAUAGAAAAGAGCAGGAAAUGUAAUUGACGAAUUCCAGUGUCAGACUAUAGCCAUCAUUAAAUUUUACAAAAAUUCGCACAAGAUGUCGGCAUACCUCGCAUGAUGGAGCAUUUAUUCGAAUCCAGUUUAAGCUCCCAGUACUAGUACGCUCUUUGUCUUCACUAGUAAGACAAUUCAGUGUAGUAACAUCUUUGCACUACUAGUGCAACUUUUGGCCUACUGGUAUACAAUUAAACCUUAUUAGUAAACUACUGGCGGCACGGUGGCCGACUGGUUAGAGCGUCAGCCUCACAGUUCUGAGGACCUGGGUUCAAUCCCCGGCCCCGCCUGUGUGGAGUUUGCAUGUUCUCCCCGUGCCUGCGUGGGUUUUCUCCGGGCACUCCGGUUUCCUCCCGCAUCCCAAAAACAUGCAUUAAUUGGAGACUCUAAAUUGCCCGUAGGCAUGACUGUGAGUGCGAAUGGUUGUUUGUUUCUAUGUGCCCUGCGAUUGGCUGGCAACCAGUUCAGGGUGUACCCCGCCUCCUGCCCGAUGACAGCUGGGAUUGGCUCCAGCAUGCCCGCGACCCUAGUGAGGAGAAGCGCCUCAGAAAAUGGAUGGAUGGAUAGUAAACUACUGUGCUGCACUAGUAACACUGCGAGACCCAACUAGUAGGCAUGUGUCAUGUGCACGAUCAGCCUCCUGGACCCUACUAGUAUCAGCAAAAUAUCCACUUGACUUUGAACAGAUCAUUUCUAUUUGCAUUAUUGGAGAAAGUAGAAAAACUGUACAGAAACCUGACAGUAUUGAGUAUAUGCAAUUUGCAGUUAAUUGACCAAAACAUGUAAAACUGGUGAUUCUGUUGCAGCUUUAAGUAUUAUUCACUACACUUUGUUAACAGACAAAAGAGUUUGUUUCUGUCAAAUUGGCAGGAUGGGAGUACAUGAGGAAAACCACAAACACAAAAGUGUAACAUGUUAAAGGUGCCUAUGUCUAAGUGGCACCAUUUCAAAGGCAUAAAAGAUGCAUGGAUUUAAAAGUUAGAAUAAACACCAUUAACACACAAUGGCUGAUGUGAGUGUCAAACAAGUUGACAAAGGGUUAAACAAGCACAUUAUCAAUGGAAGGGUUAUUUUUGUCAACUCGUUAGUUUAAACUGAAGGAGAAGACCGUCUGUUGUUGACUUUAUUAGUCUUCUGUCAAAGUGCACAAUAGCAUCUUGAACUUAAAUGAUAUUAUUGUCGAAUAUUUUAAUGUCACGUUAUGUUGUACAGUUUAGUGUUCACUAUAAGAUCAGCAUUUCUUUGCAGAUAUGACACUUUUUUUUUUGUUAACGUGGUUCAGUCAGAAAACAGACUUCACAAUCUGUGUUUUUGCACAACUAAAUGAAAAGCACCAAAUUAAUUCAAUCUCACAGGCUGAGUUCUGUGAUGCUACUGUGGUAGUUUCAAAAAUUGCACUACUGUGAGUAGUUCAGUUGAAGUUGUUUUUUUUUUUUUUUUAAUUAGUCAACACACACGUGUACAUUGUGUCAUUGUAUUGAAUUUGUCUUUUGCUCAAUGUGUGUGCUCAUUUCAAUAACUGUUUGAUGAUUCAUAUUUAUUGUUAGGCAAAAGUGUAUAAUUUAAAAGCUGCAGUUUGAAGGCUUUUUUCCUUGUCUAAGGUAAAUCCAUGUGGCAUUUUCUUGCUACCAUUUUGAUAACUGUAAAAAAAAAAAAAAAAACUGCCCUACUUGUGUCAUUAAAUAGGUAGCUGCAAAGUAGUGAACACAGUGUAAAUAUGCAGUGUCUUCCAAUGUUUCUACGUGUUUUUGCAAAUGAGACUUAUCUAUUAAAAGACUAUUCUUUA